UUCAUAAGUGGUGAUUCCUUUUAGGGGUCGGCGAUAUGGCUGAAAAGUAUAUGACUAUAUAGCUGAUUCAUAUUGAUCGAUAACGAUAAUUAUCAAUCAUUUUUUAUAACCUAUUUGAAAUAAGGACCAGGAGAAAAUAAAUACAUUUAUUUUAAACUCAGUAGCUUUCUUCUGAUUUCAAUCACAGUCAUCAGUCAAGGCACACGGAGGAAAAUGUAAUGUCAACACAACUAUUAGAAAACACUCAAAUAAAUGAACUUACACAAGAUGGUAUAAAAACUACUACUCGACUAUUUCCUCGCUAUCUGCACUCAUUCUUGCUACUCACUCACUCACUCACUCACUCACUCCACGCUGUGUUGUCUUCAGUGUUGCCAGAUCUUGGGAGAGAAACAAGCAACCAGGACCAGCAACCAAAAUUACUGUACAAAUAUAUUAUAUUUACUGCCCUUGAGCUCUACCAAACCAACUAGCCGACCAAAAACGUGGAAAGAAUAAAUGAAUGAAUGAAAAUGAAAGUAAGAAGUUGCAUAUAACGAGCCAUUUUACUUUCACCGUAACAGUGCUGGUAUGCUGAACAAGAUCUGAAUGAUGAGUACAUAUUUCACACAGAAUCUGAAUCUGCACACUGCCUUUGAAUCGUCCCCCUCUUGUAGUCGAAUCUUUCAAUCCUCUCUCUUUCUACAAAUCUUAAUUGCAUUCUUUCCAUAUUUCGCCCACUUGUUAGUGAAAUAGUUAAAGAACCUCCAUUAAUCGUGCGAUUUAAAUGUGAAAAGUCUCAUUCACCUAUGCGGAGAAGGAGAGGGGCAGAGGGAGUGGAGCUGUGGAAACAUCCUGUGGUCCAACAUACUAUCAUGCGUUUAAAUAACUUAUUAGAUGGGUAUAUGUAGAGAAAGGCGACGUUUGGAGAGCAAGCCCAAAUAAGCAACUCCACUUUAGAAACAAGCCCAAAAAACCGCAACCUGUGACUACCAAUAUUUGUAAGCGACUUUACAAAAAAGACAAGACCAAAGUCGCGGCUUUUAAGUGGACCUGUCAACCCUGGUUGUGUUCACACACGAGGAUGGUGCAACCAAACCUGAUGUUGUGUGUGUGUUCAUGCAACCAACCUUGCACAGCCCGACUCUGAGGGUAACUUUCCUUGUCUUUUUUCCUGACAGAAUAAGUAACAUUAUCGAACGUUAUAUCGAACGUCUUUUCUAUCGACAGCACGCUAGUCGCUGGCUGUGGAAGAAGCUGAAGCCCAGAGCACCCAGGAAUGGCUUGCCCCCCUGCCCUCGGAUUGGACACAGCCUCACACUUGUGGGUAACAAGUGUUACCUGUUUGGAGGGCUGGCCAAUGAUAGUGAAGACCCCAACGGCAAUGUACCAAGAUACAUGGGUGACCUCUAUGAGUUGGAGCUGCAGUCAUUAUCCGGGGCAAGAGGCUGGAGCAUACCAGAGACGAAGGGUGGUGGUCCCUCAGCACGGGAGUCCCACACCUCGGUUGCAUACACUGGCCUUGGCUCCCCGAAGCUCUACAUCUAUGGAGGGAUGCAAGGAUGCCGGUUAGACGACCUCUGGCAGCUUGAUCUCGACACAAUGGUUUGGUCGAUGCCUGAAACCAGGGGUUCCACGCCACUCCCCAGAAGCCUUCACUCUGCCAAUGUCAUUGGAAACAAGAUGUAUGUUUUCGGUGGCUGGGUUCCUGUGCCAGAAUCGGUCAGACACACUGCUUUAGGAACUGAAUGGAUCUGCAGUGACUCCUUAACUGUACUCAACUUAGACACUAUGAGCUGGCAGGAUUUGGGCCCAGAGCAGCAGGAUGAUAUUGAGUCCCAGCUGCAAAGCCAUGGACCCCAAAGUGAUGAUCCGUAUGCCUGUAGACCCAAAGCCAGGGCCGGCCACUGUGCUGCCACUGUUGGGUCCAGGCUUUACAUUUGGAGUGGUCGUGACGGUUACCGAAAGAGCUGGAACUACCAAGUCUGCUGCAAGGACCUCUGGUACCUGGAGACAGAUCGGCCAGCCACCCCACAGGCAGUGCUACUCAUCAAAUCCACAGUCAGCAUGCUUCACUUGGCAUGGCGCCCUCUGGCGGCAGCAGACUGCUACAUCCUUCAGAUCCAGCCUGCACCUCCACCAGCCAAGCCAGUCGAUCCAACUGGAACAGAUGGACUGGACGCGAAGGGUAAAGACUCUGCAGAUGUCCAGUCCCUUCAAGCUCAAACUGGAGAAACCACUAAUAAAGAAGCGAAAGCAUCAGCUCAGGAUGCCUCAGCACAGCAAGAAGCUGCAGCAAAAUCACCCAACAGCUCAGCAGAGACUAAAGCACAAGGAGGGAGGAAUGCUGAGAGAGAGACAGAGAAGGACUCUGACACAAAACGCUGCGGUUCUGGACAGGAGAUGUCAGAAAUGGAGGUCAGCAGCUCAGAUCAACACCAGCAGGAGAAACAGCCUGUUUCAGCUGACAGCACAACAGAUCUCUACGCCCAGGCACAUCAGAGUUCAGAUGAAUCAGUGUGGUUCGAUGUUGGUGUGUUCAAAUCGCUCUACUCAGAGGUCAGCCACUACUUUCUACCUGCUGACAGUGACCAGGCGACUGCAGCCAUCAGCAGCCGGCAACCAAAUACUAAAGAGCCCUUCCCCCAGAGAAAGCUUCCAGGGCCUCAGGACUACCAGGGCAGAGAGAAGCAGGAGCUGUCUCCAGGUCAGACCUACAGGUUCAGAGUCGCAGGCAUCAACUGCUUUGGCCAGGGAGACUUCAGCCCAGUCAGCGAGUUCAAGACCUGCCAUCCUGGCUUCCCUGGAGCGCCCUCUGCUGUCAAGAUCACUAAGGCCAACGAUUCGGUCCACAUCACGUGGGAGGCUCCCUCCUCUCCAUCGGGCCGGAUCCUCGAGUAUUCGAUGUACAUGGCGGUGAGGAAGAGCCGCUCCACCAGCUCGGAGCGCCCGGGUCAGAUGGCCUUCAUCAGGAUCUACCGUGGCACCAAGAUGUCCUGCUUGGUCAGUUCCACCCACCUGGAUAAUGCUCAGAUUGACUGCUCCGCCUCCAACCGGCCAGCUGUCGUCUUCCGCAUAGCUGCUAAGAAUGAGCAGGGCUACGGCCCAGCGACGCAGAUCCGCUGGAUUCAAGAUCCCAGUAAAUUGCGAGUGUCUGCAUCCAAAGCUGACAGUAUUGCUGAGGCUGACCAGGAUGCUGCUGACAGCUCCAGCUGAAAAUGUUUGGACCAGUGACAACGUUUUGGAAAAGAAAAGAAAGGGUGCACUCAGGAAGAUAGCAAUGUACACCACUCAAAUGUUGUAUAUUUCAUAAAUAGUUUUGUUAAUUUAUUUUUUAUAUAUUUAAUUAUUCCCUUUGUAAAUAGGUUUUCAUAGAAAGCUUGACCUCAUGGCUAUUUUAGUUAAGCAGAUGUUUUCUUAUGUAAUAAUACAAUGUACACCAAACUACAAGUAUGAAUUUAGAUUCAUACCCUCCAGAGGUUGAAGGUGCCUUAGAGCUUACUGAAACAGCCACUGAUGCUGCUUUACACAGUAUGUCAUGGUUUUGAAUGAAACACAGGUGGUAAGAUGUUUUCAGGGCCAAUCAUCAAAUAGAAAAGCCUUUUUGGCGUGGUGGACCACUUUUACAAUCCUACUGACACACUGAGGUUACAUAGUGGAAUGUUAUUUUUGUUUUAUAACUGAAUUGUUUGAUGUGAUUGAUAUAAGAUCUUUGUUAACUUGUUUGUCACUGUAUCCAACCCUAUGUUACCACAAACAGUUUUUAUUAUCCGUUACAUCUCUACAGCACAUGUUGUUUUAUGAUUUUGUUACAUUUGUUUAUUAUAAUUACCACUAGAUUGUUCACAUUGUUUUUAGUUUUAAAAGAUCUGUCCCAACUCAGAAAUUUGGCGCUGACUGCGACCAAAGAUCAGAGCACUACUAAUGUUUCUGAUAUGAAUAAAAGGCAUCAAAAAUGUUAGAUAUUACAGAGAGA
This is a messenger RNA of Epinephelus lanceolatus (giant grouper), 3955 nucleotides long. RefSeq names its product host cell factor C2 (gene hcfc2). The record is from RefSeq and is a predicted model, not a curated record. Lineage: Eukaryota; Metazoa; Chordata; Actinopteri; Perciformes; Serranidae. Gene Ontology annotation, cellular component: histone methyltransferase complex. Gene Ontology annotation, biological process: chromatin remodeling; regulation of DNA-templated transcription. Gene Ontology annotation, molecular function: transcription coactivator activity; protein binding.